CGCCCACUCACUCUACAGCUCCUCAGUUUCAGUUUAAUCUACAAAAACAAGACGCAGUGAAGAUUUCAGCAUCAGAAGAAACUGUUUUGAAGAGUUCUGGAGAGAGGAAGACUGGAGCCAUGAUGUCUGAACUGAGGCUAAUUCUGAUGGGGGACAACAGCUCAGAGAUCAGCAGAGUGGGGAACUUCAUCCUGGGCAGAGACGCGUUUGACACUAAAGCUCUUCCCCCUUCAGUAGAGCAGCACAGUGAGAGAGCAAGAGGAACAGUGGAGGGAAGAUACGUCACUCUCAUCAGCACGCCUCACAAGCUUCAUCCUGAUCACUCACCGUAUCAGAUCACAGAGCAGAUCAAAGAGUGUCUGCAUCUCUGUGCUCCAGGACCUCACAUGUUUCUGCUGGUACUGCAGUCCAGUAUAAGAAAUAAUGAGGACCAGGACAGAAUCAGAAACAACCUGGACUCCUACAGUUCCUGGUUCAUGAGGUACACUAUAGUUUUAACUACAGAUGAAGACCCUAGUCCCCAUCCUGCUCAUACCCAGGGUGGAAGUCAUCCAUCCUUUCAUCUGGCCAUGGGAAAAUCCGAGGGAGAUCGGAAGCAGCAGGUGCUGAAGCUUUUGGAGAGGAUAGAGCAGGUGGUGAGAUGUAACGGAGGAGGAUACCUGACCUAUGACACUAAUGAACUGCUAGAAGAAGAAAAGAAUAAAACACAUGAAACAGAUGAAUCUGUGCAACAUGUGAGGAUGGUUCUGCUGGGGAAGAACAGCUCAGAGAUCAGCAGAGUGGGGAACUUCAUCCUGGGCAGGGAUGCGUUUGAUACUGAAGCUCUGCCUGCUUCAGUAGAGCAGCACAGUGAGAGAGCUGGAGGAAUGGUGGGGGAAAAAUACAUGACCCUGAUCAGCACACCUCACCUGUUUGAUUCUCACCUCACAGUGGAUCAGAUCCCAGUGCAGAUUAAUGAGUGCAUGACACUGUGUUCUCCUGGACCUCACGUUUUCUUACUGGUAUUAAAAUAUCAUGAGUAUACUGACUGGGAGCGGAUUAGAACCGCCUUCAAGCUUAUCUCUGAUAAAGCUAUAAAGCACACCAUCGUGAUGACGCAGAAACAAGCCAGUGGAAAGGAUCCACACAAGAAGAAUAAACUGGUGCGAAAGAUUAAGAAACGUGGAGGCAAGCAUUACCAGUAUGAGACGGACAUUGUUCCCUCUGAUCUGAUGAAGGCAGUUGAAAAAAAGAUGAAGAAGAAUAAGAAGAGGGGCUUUGUACAGUACGUAAAAAUGGGCGAGUCACCUCAUGUGAAAGGGCAAAAGAAGAAAUCCAUAUAUGGUCAGAAACAAAGGACCAGAGGAGUGGUAAACCUGACACCCAGCACAGUCCCUGAGACUAAAACAUGGUCUCAGAGGUUGAAUUUGGUUCUGUGUGGGAGUAACAGAGUGCUGAAGCCUUCCAUAACAGAUCUGAUACUGGGUCAGAGAGAGCUCAAUCCAGAGUCCAGCUCAGCUUGUGUGAAGAUAGAGGGAGAAACACAUGGGCACAUGAUCACCCUGGUGGAGCUUCCAGCUUUCUACAACUCUCCACUCUCAGAGGAGGAAGUGAUGCAAGAGACUCUCAAAUGUGUCACUUUCUGUGAUCCCGGAGUUCAUGCUUUCCUCCUCAUUCUUCCUGAGGGACGCCUCACUGAUGAAGAUAAAGAAGAGCUGGAGAGGAUCCAGAAGAUCUUUGGACCAAAAUUCAAUGAUCACACCAUAGUACUGAUCACUCAGCACUCUCAGGACAGACCACUAGAUGCCUCUGUCAGGGCUGUGGUAGAAGGUUUUGGACAACGCUGGCUGCUCUUUAACUACAGGUCGCAGGCUCUGGAGCUAAUUUCACACGUUGAAAGCCUUCUAACAGAGAACAAAGGGAACCACUACACCACGGCCAUGUUCCUGAGUGCACAAUUUAACAGACAACAGAAAUACAGAGAAGAAGUCUAUGGGCUGAAAAGAGAAAUGUCUCAGAUGGAUUUGCCAAGAAACGUAAGAGUUAUCUUGCUGGGGAUUCCUGGAACUGGAAAGAGUGCAACUGGAAACACCAUCUUAGGCAAGAAAAUUGUGUUUAAGGAGGGAAUGUCUGGAAAACCAGUUACAACAGCGUGCCAGAAAGAAACAGUUAAAAUCAAAGGUAGACAGAUUACUGUCAUCGACACCCCAGGACUGUUUGAUGAAGGCAUUUUAACAGAUGAUGCCAGAAAUGAAGUCACUAGGGCCAUCGCCCUGGCAGAACCAGGUCCACAUGUGUUCCUGCUGGUAGUGCCGAUUGAAAGACGCAACCAAGACAUAAAUAGGACGACAAACAUGAUUCUAAAUGAGCUUGGCGAUGACUCUACAACAUACACCAUGCUGCUCUUCACCAAAGGAGACGAUCUUAUGGAUAACACUAUCGAAUUCUUCAUUGAAAACUCUGAUCAAAGCACAAAAGACCUCAUCAAAAGAUGUAAAGACAGAUACCACACCUUCAACAACUGCAACCGCGAAGACCGAACGCAGGUCACUGCCCUGCUGGAGAAGAUCGACUCCAUGGUGGCCAUGAACGGAGGGAGCUUCUACACUGACGAGAUGUUUCAGAAGAUGAAGAGAGAAGAACAGGAAGAGCAGGAAGAACUGGAAAUAAAACCGGAGGAGAGAGAGAAAGAGAUAGAGAAAGAGAGAGAUAAACAAGAACAGGAUAAAAACACACUGAUGAUGAUUGAUCAGCAGAGACGUCAGCAGUGGUUGUGGUAUCAAAAAAACAUUUUAAAGCGUGAUGUGCCGCAAGAUGAUCCUGACAACAUCCCUGGAUAAGUCGGUGCUUCAGGAGGAGCAACAAAUAUUCCACCCCAGGUGUGAGGAACACUCUCAGGAUUCUUCUGCUUGUUGGGAAAAACACUUUAGGGACCUUUUUUGUGUAAAUAGUUGUAGUUAUACAACUAGUUAUAUAGUAGUUAUUCUUUUGUGAAAACAAGGGCCUUUUACUGACUGUCGAAAAUCCUUCAACACUGGUUUAUGCACACACAUACAUUACUCAAAGGUUUGGACUAAUUGUGAAACUAUCUUUUCAAUAGAAACAUACAUGGGAUAAGGAAAUGUAGCUAACAUGUUAUGCAUACAUUGUCAGAGUAAGAAAUAUUGACUGUGUACUUAAAAAAAUAAAAAUGGAUGUAGUUACCUUUGAAGA
This is a messenger RNA of Astyanax mexicanus (Mexican tetra), 3192 nucleotides long. RefSeq names its product GTPase IMAP family member 8. The transcript is spliced from 7 exons. The coding region runs from base 120 to 2819 and encodes 899 amino acids. Gene Ontology annotation, molecular function: GTP binding. NCBI's taxonomy places the organism in Eukaryota, Metazoa, Chordata, Actinopteri, Characiformes, Acestrorhamphidae. The record is from RefSeq and is a predicted model, not a curated record.